AUGAUCUUAGACGAGACGAAUCGGAAAAAUCUCAUAUUCCUCAUCUUACAGUUCCUUAACGAAGAGGGCUACGAGGGGAGCUUACACUUGUACGGUGACACUUGUUCCUUUUCCGAUUCUGUAUUCUCUCAGUGCCGGCUGGAGCAGGAUUCAGGGGUUUUCUUCGAUUUUAGCUACUUCUCCAAUGCUAUCAUCAAUGGUAACUGGAAAGACGCAGAGAAUUACCUUUCAGCAUUCACUAGUCCAGAUGCAAAUACUUAUUCAAGGAAGAUGUUCAUGGACUUGUUCAAGUGGAAAUUUUCUGAAGCACCGGAUAGGCAAGCAAUCCCUACUCUUCUUACGAUUCAUUUUAUGACAUUUUUGAGAAAUCCUUUUGUUGGGAAUGCAUGGACUUCAAUGCUUAGUAUCUUUGCCCUAUUGGCUCCAACUUCUGAACCAAGGAUUCCAGAAUUCAUAGUGCUGCAUAGAAUUACUUGUAAUUUUGCUGAAAUGGUUGGAAAACUUUGCUGCCAUGGUGGCUCUGAAUCUGUGAACAUUUUCUCCAAGGAUUUGAGACGGAUUACUGUUUUCAAAGAUGAUGGUUUCGACGAUUUGGUUGAGGUGAUUGAUAUAGAGGAUAUAAGGCAAGGAUUAAGAUAUACAUUGGUGAGAGCCAACUUGUGUGUUGAUCUCCGUAAACUAGCAGACAGCAAUCCUUCUUUACGUGGCAAACUUGUUUUUCCGAAGCUGAAUAGAUAUGCACUGCUGUCGCUUAUCUUCCUCAUAUGUCCUAAUUGUAAUUGGGAAAAGGGCGGAUUGAAGGAAGAUCUCAUUUGCUUAAUCCUUCAAUUUCUCCAUGAAGCAAAGUACAAGAACACUUUGCAUAAACUAGAACAGGAAACAAAAAUCUUCUUCAAUUUAAAUUAUCUGACGGAAGUGAUGACACUCGAUCAAUUGGGCAAAGCUGAAGAAUACCUGUCAGCUUUUACAAACCGAAACGAGAAUAAAUAUUCAAAGGCUAUGUUUCUUGAAAUGCAGAAACUUAAAUGCACAGAAUCUACAGAAUGGGAGGUUACAACCCCACCUGCAUCUCUUGAUAACAUAUCGCGAAAGCUACAUGCCUCUGUUGCCAUGCUUGCCAAGAAGAAUCCAGUACUGAAAGAUAAACUCAAAUUUCCUAGCAUGGAAAAAUCAAGACUUUUAACACUGAUGAAGCAGACUAUGGACUGGUGGAUUCCUCAUUCAUGCAACAGUUCUAAUUCUCUGGAAGAUGUUCCAGUAGUACCAUACCUUUGUGGCGCACCAUCCUCUAUAAAAAACAAAUUUAAUGAAACAGGGCCAAGGACGAAGGUUCAUAACUGCAAACCAAAGGAAAUCAAUGAUCCAUCUGAGUGCAGUGCACUGGUUCUUCCUGAUAAUUGUUCAGGAGGAAGGAUUACACGUUUGACCUAUUCCCCUUCUGGAGAUUUCAUACUUGCUUUGGCAGAAGACGCCACACAUAGACUCUGGACGUGGUCUAGUAGCCAAAAUGAAUUCUGCAAGGGUACUCCUCGAGUAUUAAAGGAAAAUGUAUUUCCGAAGCCACGAUUACAUCAACCUCAAAGUGGGAAAACUAUGAAAAACGAGAUAGCCACCUCUGUUCAGAAUUCAACGUCAUGCUUGGCAAUCAAGGGUUCCCAUCUUUUCUCUACUUCAGGAGGAAAAAUAGCAAUUUUUGAUCUAAAGAGUUUUGAGAAGGUAGCUGCGUUUGGAAGUCCUACACCUACGGCUACAUAUUUUAUAUUUAUUCCUGGUGAUUUGCUUGCUGUCGGGCUAGAUGAUGGCUCUAUCUUUAUCCAUUGUUUAUUCUCGAGAAAGAUCAAAGCAAAACUAGAGGGCCACAAUCAUGGAAUAGCUUGCCUAGCAUUUUCCCGCUGUUUUAAUGUCCUCGUCUCAUCCGGAGCUGAUGGAAAGCUCUGUGUUUGGAGCACAAAAAGCUGGGCAAAGCUAACAAGUAUAAACUCCGUGCAUAGAUUUUGCAUUCGACAUCACCAUGAGUCAUCCUCUUUAGUAACUCCCAUCCAGUUUGACCCGUAUCAAAUUGAGCUACUCGUGGUCCAAGAGUGGUCGAUAGGUGUAUACAAGGCCCCAACUCUCGAUUGCCUUGGGCAGUGGGUACCCGAGGAAUCUGAUGCUUCGAUAACUUCUGCUACGUAUUCUUCUGAUGGUGAGAUCAUCUAUGUUGGUUUUAGAAGCGGGUCUAUAAAAAUUGUCGACUCCAAUACCUUCGUGACGAUAUGUCGCAUCAAUCUGACAGCUUUUAUUCAACCCAGCCCCAGCAAUAUCUGGCUCGUGGUUUAUCCGGCUGUUAUAGCCGCUCAUCCGUCACAUCCGACCCAGAUCUCUGUAGGGCUCAGCAACGGUAAGGUUAUUGUAAUUCAGCCGUUGGGGAGAGGAGGAUGGGGUGAAGCAGUUCCACCUGAAGACAAUGGAGAUUAUCCUGAUGACUUCGAUCAUUGUUACUGA
Arabis nemorensis is the source of this 2484-nucleotide messenger RNA. The record is from the annotation of a GenBank genome assembly. Lineage: Eukaryota; Viridiplantae; Streptophyta; Magnoliopsida; Brassicales; Brassicaceae.